Molecule: messenger RNA, 876 nt
Organism: Glarea lozoyensis ATCC 20868
Lineage: Eukaryota; Fungi; Ascomycota; Leotiomycetes; Helotiales; Helotiaceae
Product: alpha/beta-Hydrolase
Exons: 3
Coding region: 1-876 (291 amino acids)
Cellular component (GO): extracellular region
Molecular function (GO): hydrolase activity
Source: RefSeq, a predicted model, not a curated record
AUGAAGUUGCUCACGAUACUGGAAGUGUUGUCACUACCCUGCCUCAUCUCGGCAGCCACUCUAACCAAGGUUUCCAACUAUGGCGGUACUGCGUCAAAGGCAGAGAUGUGGGCCUACAAACCAGACAAUGUGAAACCCAAUCCAGCAUUGGUUGUAGUGAUUCAUUCUUGCCAAUCUUCAGCAUCCUCGUAUUUCAACAACGCGAAGAUUCCAUGGAAAAAGGGCUCUGAUUUAGGUGGGUAUAUUACAGUGUGGCCAAGUAGUCCAAACAGCGGGACUUGUUGGGACGUCUCAAGUUCAAAGUCUCUUAAACGUGAUGGUGGCGGAGAUUCAACGGCUAUUGCAAAUAUGAUCAAGUACGCAAUUCCGCAGUACUCUGUCAACGCUUCGAGGGUAUAUGUAACAGGAGGAUCAUCAGGGGCGAUGAUGGGAAACGUUCUAGCAGCCACAUAUCCUGACCUGAUCAAGGCUGUCUCCGUUUACUCAGGAGUGGCUGCCGGAUGCUUUGUCGGUGCCGGUGUUGCACAAUGGAAUAACGCUUGCUCAGGAGGUACUUCGACCAAAAGUCAAGCCCAAUGGGCCAAAGUUGCACAAGACAUGUACCCUGGUUAUAACGGUCCCCGACCAAAGAUGCAAAUCUGGCAUGGUUCUGCAGACGGAACGAUUGCGCCCCAGAACUAUCAAGAAGAGCUUAAGCAAUGGACUGGCAUAUUCAAUGUCUCGAUGACCGCAACUAGCUCGAAGACCAACACGCCAGAGAGCUCUUACACUACAUCUGACUAUGGGCCAAAUGUAGAGGGCAUUUACGGUACGGGGGUUGGCCAUUCGGUUCCGUCUCACUUGAAAGAAUCAGAGGCUUGGUUCUCUCUGCCAUAA